This is a messenger RNA of Eucalyptus grandis, 674 nucleotides long. RefSeq lists its product as uncharacterized. The coding region runs from base 108 to 674 and encodes 188 amino acids. The record is from RefSeq and is a predicted model, not a curated record. The transcript is spliced from 2 exons. NCBI's taxonomy places the organism in Eukaryota, Viridiplantae, Streptophyta, Magnoliopsida, Myrtales, Myrtaceae.
CCAAUCACUUGAGUCUUCUUCAUGCUUCCUCCUGCUCCCUGCGUGCGCAUCUAUCCUAGGAGAAGGGCAAAAGUGAGUUGGGUUACUUGUGGAGUUGUUAACAGAACAUGGAGGAGUUGAGGCAGAAGAUUCUGUGCACUAGCCUGGAGCUCGAGGCAGUGAAAAUGGAAAAGAGCGAAGAAAUUAAAAGGUACAAGGAGAACGUGAAGCACCUGCUCAGCCUCCUGAAGACUGCUUACCAAGAAAGAGAUGAAGCCAGAGACCAGCUUCAGAAGCUGAUCAACGAGCUCACCUCACAAAGCAUCAGUGAUAUAUCAUCCUUGUUCUCUCAACGGAAACAUCCUGAUGACUUCCUUGUGCUGGUGAAAGCGAACUCAGGCAUAACUGAAUCAAGCAGCCUCUCCGAUUCCUACAACAAUCUCCACUCGCGUUGCUCAUCCCCUGUGAAUUCGUUUCUGGAUGCAGUUUCUUCACCCAACUUCUUGUGUUUUAACAUGGUCGAUUCUGGAAAUAUGGGCUUCACCAACCAGCCUUAUGUUCAGGAAUAUAAUGGUGCUAUGACUAGUGGUUCAAUCUCCUUGGUGAAUGCUAAAUUAGACCCAGCAUCUGUCAUUAUCAAUGACCUUGUCAAAGAAAAGCCCUGCCUCAAAAGGGCAGGCUCUUGCAGGCCGUAA